Messenger RNA from Pocillopora meandrina, 18669 nucleotides. Lineage: Eukaryota; Metazoa; Cnidaria; Anthozoa; Scleractinia; Pocilloporidae. The record is from the annotation of a GenBank genome assembly.
AUGAUGAAUCAUAGGGAACAGUUUUUGAACUCUGUUGGAAACGAUUCUCCGCAAGCUUUCCUUCGUUUUAUAGAACAGCACGUAAGUGACAUACUUUAGUAAACUUACUUGUUUUUAUUUUGCAGAGCGAUCGCAAACUUGUCGGGAUAUUUUCUUUGUUCUUUUCCUUCGUACAUGAAAGUGUCGCCAAAAGUUUAUCUUUCGUUUAUUUUAGUAUUUAAUCUAAAAUUUUGGAAAUUGAGUGUAUGUAGCAAGCAUCAAGAUCAAAGAUUCGAACUCAAUCAUUGAUUUCACUUAUACUCACGCGCCGCAUAUUUGUAGGUGGCAAGUAUAUACCUGCAUUCAGUUGUCAUUAAGGUAUCGAGCAUGCAUGGUGUAGUCUAGCGUACAUUUUAUUAUGUCAUCCACGGGAUGAAUAACAGGAAUGAGGGCCAUGUUUGCUUUUGUGGUACAAUUAUUAGAUGUAACCACUAUUUUGCUUUUAUUUAUCAAUACAUUUUUUUUUCUUCAAUAAAUGCAACAGAACUCAAAGAAUGAUUCAUUUAACAUUGAAGAGGCUUUGCAGACUUUGCCAAAAAAAGAUCACGAAAGGUUGUGGUCCGGUCUCCGUGACAUGACACGCAGACUUUUGUUGACAAAUCCUGUUGGCUCUCGGGAAAAUGAUGACUCUGAAGACGAAGGACCUUCGGUAACUCCAGUAAUCAUUUCUAUUAAAUUCGAAAAUAAUGUUAAGAAAAGUGCAAGAAAUCAAUGAGAGACCACGGUCUUUAUUUCAGGUAGUAACAAUACGUUUACAGAAGUUUGAAUAACAUAAAUAGCAUAAAGCAGGAUGCUAGGCAGACAUUGGACAUCUCCAGCAUUUUUUCAGGUUUACCUAUCAAUUCAUUCAGGCUCAUUUAUACUCUAAGAUGGAUAGAGACUCUGGUAAUUUUAAUAUUAAUAACUAGAUAAACCUUUCUCUGCUGGAUAGCACAGUACAUUUCAUCAACACUUACUGUGGAUCUGCUACAUUGCAAUUUAUCCAUUUCAUAGGGUUAUCUGCUUUCUGAAUGACUGGGCCUUAACUCAAACUUUAGGUAUCUGCAGUUCACCGCAAUACAUCACUGGGGCACUGUUACUGCACCUAGGAUUUCUGAGUAAAGUUCUGUUAGAACAUGAGAUUUGAUGAUUAAUGUGUUUACAUAAUUUUCCUCUAAGGAGUGGCCUGCUCUUCUGUCCUACCUGGAAGGGGUCACAACAGUGGGCCUCUGUGCUCUUGUUGUGAUGCCAGAGAAGCCCACACAUGUCCCUUCAGCUUUUUUGGAAACAGCUGCCAUUCUUCAUGGUUUGUGACAUAAUUAUUCUAUUCACCAUCUUCUCUAAAGCUGAUGUUUUGAGUGUUAGCCCUUUGUCAGAGCCAAAGACAAGGAGCUAGCACUUGAGCUAGCUUUAGAAACUCUUUAUGGUGGCCAAUUUACAUUAUCAACUUGGUUGAUAAAAAUAAACUUCAUGUAAACGUAUGAAUAGAGCAAAAUUUGAUGUUGAAGAUUCAAAAAGUUCAGUGUUUAGGCCUAAAGUUUUGUUUUUCACAUGUGUUAUCGUUAGGUCUUUAAUGUCCCUGCCUGAAGGAUCUGAAUCCUUGCAGAAUGAUAUUGCCCAGCUGUGUGAACUUUGGUGAGUCUGUUAUGCAACUUAACAUGGAUUGUACAAUUCACAGAAUGAUUUAAAACUGAUCUUUGUCUUAAUGUUGUUAGUUUCAUAAAUCUCAGAAUAUUUUAUGUAUGACAUGGGAUCAAUGAAACAUUUUUUUGUAAAUCCGUCAUAGGUUUCUCAAUGAACUGGAAGGAAAGGAGGAAUUGAUCACUCAAACUUUCCCAUACCUGAUAAUAAGGAGCCUUGGCCGAGGAUUGGUAAGCAAUAACAACAAUACAAAGAAAAAUUGUUUAUUCACAAUUCAAAUGAAAAGGGAAAAGGAUAUGAAAUAAGUUAUACCUUUCUAGUUUAUUCCCUCCUGAAAAUAAUUCAAACAUAAAAUAAAUUAUAUAUAUCUGUUUCGUGAUAAAAAAAUGUCACACCCUCAAGUAACCUAAUGUUUGCGCAAAACAUUCAAGACAUACGAUAAUAUCUGAGUCUACUCUUAAAAAUGUUCAAAUUGUCAGCCUCUGCAACUUCUCUUGGCAAAUUAUUCCAUGUACCAAUUAUACACAAUGCAUAAAAAUGAAUAUUUGAAACUAUUUAAAGUUGUGGAUGCAGAACUAAGUUUGAAACAGUAAUUUUAUUGUUUUCUAAUAAAUUUAAGCAACCUACAUGCAAGGGUGUAAUGGUGCAAUUUUUGAAAAGAAGUGUUGCUUGACAAGCUCUCCUGGGAAGGAUUUGAUCUCCUUUAAAGUAUCUCUGGUCCAAUACAUUUUGAUUUGUAACCCUUUGCUUUAUUGUGCAGUAUGGUGGCAUUUAUCUAUAACUCUCUGUAUCAGAAAUUUAGUGUAAUGAUCACUGUUAACACAUAAUUUACAAUUAUAAUGACUGCUUAUAGGUUUCUGAUGUUAAACGUGUGUGGGGUUUACGCCAGUGUCUUCUUCUGAUGGACUUCGAUGAUGAAUCUUCUGAAUCAUUAAAGCAACUACUACAUCAAUGUAUGAUACACCCAACGUACCUCAAGUUGGAGGAGGUUGGUGGAAUUAAUAGAAACAGUACUAUAGAGAUGUAUUUACAUUUAGUAUUGAACUAGACUAUUGGAUACUAAUGCAUCUGUAUAAUCUAACCAAGCAAAUUUCUGGCCUCAGUUGUUGGGAGGGUGGAUAAUGCUUUUCACUAGAUAAAUCUCUAUCUAGUAGAUAGUGAGGUACCUUUCCUUAACCCUUUGAUCCCUAAGAGUGACCAGCUUCUAGUUUCUCCUUACAAUAUCAACCCUAAAUGAAACAGUAAGGUCACAAGAAUAAAGGAAAUGAUCACCAGAUCAAGAAGCCCUUGAUUGUUUAACAAAUUCUUGUAUCAGAACCUCAGGAAAUAUUUAGAGAACAGUAUGGAGAAUAAGUAUACUGAUGUUAGGGUAUAAAGGGUUAACAAAUAUCUCCUGGGUAGCAAUUUAUCCAUAGUGUUUCACACCACGGGUUCGGGUACUACCGGUUUUGAAGAUUCACCAAGAAAAUAAAGUCCUCGGGGUCUACCAAUGUUUUUAACUAGUUUAUUCAGCAAGUUUUCUCUUGCACAUGCUCUAGCUAGUCAACUGAAAGUAAAAAAUACAUGGAUGACCUAUAUUGGUUAUAACAAAAACAGAAGUGACAAAAAAGCUUUCUAGAAUGCGUACAAUGUUGAUCUCACAAUUCUGUAAGGCAUUAUCCUGCUCAAGACGCGAUAUUUUCCAGUCCUUGCAUAAAGGCAGAAAACACACUUUUUGAAUGAAGCACAUACCUUUCAACCUGUUCUUGGAUUCCCUACUGUCGCUUUCUUAAUCUUACUCAUGUUUAUGAACUAAUCUUGACAGCCCAUGAUAUCUUAGGUAAACAAAAAAAAAAUGCUUUAUCUUAAAUAAACAAAAAAUGCUUGAUUAAAAAACAUCAAUCGGCGAAGUGCAAAAUGCAUAGGUUACUAUUAUCUGCCCUCUGAACAACUGGUAUCUGAGAGGUGAUGCAUGCUUGAGAUAAGGCUGGUUCCAUAGAGUUAUGUAACAUAGCCCCAAAAAUGUUGAAAUAAAUGCUUCAAUUGUGUGAAUGAAAAAGGAGAGAAAUUUCUUUUAUGAUGCAACUUCUGGGUUGCAGCUUUUAUUUGAACUACCAGCCGUACUUGUGUUUUUUUAAAAAAUGUGCCACUAACUCUUAGAAUUAUAGGAAUCCAUUGAACAAACCAGGCUUUUUGCUCAUCUCUCUAAAGGGACGUCGUUUCUUAAGCUAUUCAUUUGGAUUGAAUCCUGGACUGGCCAAGGAGUUCCAUAAAACAAUAAAAAACCAGAUUCCCUACUGUACUAUGUAAGUGCAAUUCCUCAUACAAACCUAUUAUUGUGAUAAUUUAUUUAAAAGUAUUAUAUAGAGGUUGGGUGAUUUUUUUAUUUUUCCUUUUGUCUCAUGUUAAUGAUGAAAGGAAUUGUUAGCACAGUCUCUGUUUCUACUGAAUAGAACAUUGACUUUCAACACCUUUACUACCACAUGUCUUAAGAAUUAGGAAAACUCAGUGUGAGAGAAUUUGCCAAUAUUGAAUUUUAUAACAUUCCUGGUCCCAAGGUUUUUUUUUUCUUUUUCUACAAUUUUUGAUAUGUAUACCAUCAUGAGCUAGGAUAACAUUUGAUAUUCCUUAUUCUGUUAUUCCUUGAUCCUUAAGAGUAACUUGCUUCUCUAAAAUCUCCUUACAGUAUCACCCUUAAAUCAAAUAUACUUUUUGUAAAGGUCAGGAGAAUAAAUGAAAUGAUUGUAAACCAAUUUAUGAAGCUCCUGAUUGUAAAACAAAUUCUCCUUGUCAUUUGCCAUGGGAAAUGUCAAGAGAACAGUGUAGAGAAUAUGAAUGCUAAUGCUAGGGUGUAUUUAAGGUCAACUCAUAAGACAAUUGUCUCAUUUUGAGGGUAAUGUUUUAAAAUGAUUGUGAACGGUGAGUUUGUAUCACUGAACAGAAUGUGAUCAUGUAAUUCCUUAUGCUUACACUGUGUGUUAUAUCCUCUCCCAGGAAUGUCCUAAGUUUGUAUGGUGAAGUUUAUUUUCGUGCCUGGAGAGUUGCUUCUGGAGCUUACUUAAAGGUGCACAAUUCAUUAACUUUAUGCUUUAUUUGAAAUAUGUAACUUCUUACAGUAUACAAUGAUAAUUGUUUUGGAUUGUGUUGUGUCACAAUGAUCAGGUGGCUGAAGUUUAUUCUGAAAAGGACUGUUUUUGGAAUUCACAGUGAACUCAACUUAAAGCAUACAACUGUACAUGUAGCUAAAAUUUUGACAACUUUAACAAAAGUAAUUAUUGUUGUAAUUUUGCUUUCUGAUGCCUGCCUGAUUAACAAAUGACUGUUUCCUUGACCCUGGUGAUGGUUUUGUUAUGCAGUAAGGUUGCAAAGAGAGAGAAAAGAACAGUGCUUACACUGUACAUGUACCUCUGACAACAUUUAUUUGCAGGAAUACAUUUGCUGCAUGAUCCUGCUACUUGAUUAAUUGUUUCUUUCGAGUCAAACCUUUUAUUUUCUUUAGUAUAAUAUUCUCCUCUUUGGCUUUGACUGCAUUUGGUUUUACAUAACAUACAACUCCUCUCAGAAGUCAGCCACGAAACAGUGGUGUGAAACAAGCUGGGGAAUCUGUCUGAAUACUCUAUUGGCCUACAUGAAGCCCACCAUUUCAUAUCAUGGAUGGAAAAACAAGAUGCUGAAGCGGUGAUUUUAUAAUCAAGAGCAUUCUUAUUAUUGUCAGGUUUUAGAAGAAAACUGUAUUCAAGACCUGAUGUUUGCUGCUGUCCAUGCACAGCGCACUGGUACUAAGUCAAUGGCAUCAAGACUACGAAAGGUAACCUGGUGCUGUUUUACAAAUAAGAUAAUUCAGAUGAAUAAGUGUACUACAUAUUACGCACAAGUCAUAUUAUUCACAGUGGCAACCACAUACUUCAAAUCAUCUUUAGACUGGAUUUUUAAUUACUGUCAUUGUGUAGGGAAAAAAGACAACAACCCAAAAUCAACUUGAUGUAUAGAAUUUUCUAUUAGAAGUAUACUUUGAGUCCUUUUCAAUAUGUGACAUAUUGGAAUCAGAUGAUUUACCUAAGUUUACUCUCUCCUGUUGUUUGUGUUUAGGUUUUAGAAUACAUUCAUCAGCAAAAGAAGCAAAGAGGGGUUGAUGAAGCUCUUCUAAGGUUGUACCAGCCAAUUAUAUGGAGGGCAUUUAAAGUAUGUACAUACACCAUCAUGAAAGCAGUGUUUGAAAAUGUAAUCGAGAACUGUGAUUAAUGCAAAGAUGACCCUUGAAUACCUACAUAGUAAGAAAACUACCUAUUCCUGUAGCUUUCCCUGCAGUAAAAAGGACUUCCAUUUAUUUCAGAUAAGUACUCAAUCAGGCUCAUUUUGCAUUAACUUGUAAAGCUCUACGGUGUUUAGCUUCCAAGCUUCCGCUGUCAACGAAAUUCAUAUUUGCUUCUACGUAAAGACCAAAACAAUUUUGUUUUAGGAUAUUUCAUUUUUCUCCAUUCAGGUGGCAAAUCCUAUGGUCAGAGCCAAUGCAGCAGCUCUGUUGACAGAUACAUUUCCGUUACAAAAUCCAGAUGCUGGGAAUGAAGAGAUUGAUGAACUUCUACAGAAGCAGUUUGAUAUUCUGAAGGUACAGUGUAUGUGGACCAAUUUUUAGUGGAACAACGUGUGAAGCACCCAUCUCUUCGUUUAGCAAUACAAUAGGUUGCAGGCUAAGUGCAAUCAUGAUUACAAAAAAUCUUUCUUCUGAACAGGACUUGCUUGGAGAUGCACAUCCUACAGUGAGAGCCACCGCCAUUCAUGGUGUCUGUCGCAUCACCGGGGUAUUCUGGGAGCUUAUUCCGGCUCAUAUCAUCAAGAUGUUUCUAACAAAACUGGUAGGAUCUUGCUGCUUGUUAGUGUCAAAAAAAUUAAACGCUGAAACCCCAAUGAAACUCAGGGCCUCAGUUAAAUAUCCUUGUGAUCCAUUUAACAAAUGGAAACCAUGUUACCGUGAUUCUGUUCUGUAAUAGAACACAGAUGAUGUUAAAAUGUGGUAAGAACAAAGAAGUGGCGCACGAGGCGCAGCCGAACGUGUCACUGAUUUACUUGGCACAUGUUUACGUAUUCUUCGAUCUAUUACUGUUCAGACCCGCGGCAACAUGGAAUCUCUCUGUUUUAUAUGAAAAAAAAAGAAGUUGUUCAUGGGGAAGUCGUCUAUGUGUCUGUCUUCCAUUAGAUCAUAAGUAAGAAGCAAUCAAAAUACGUGUAUCAUGUUGGCUUGUAAUCGGGCCCGGUGUUUAACGGAGAGAAUACAUUAAACACGGUGUAAGGAUUAUUGUUAAUUAUCGGUUCUCACUUAGACCACCACAGGACAUAUUGUGUUAAAGUAUUUGAAUAUUGUAAAAAAUACUUAUUGUGAAGUAUUCGAAUCAUCAUUCGUUUGCUGGCAGGUAACAGAAUUGGCUUUUGACACGUCCUCUAGUGCUGUAAGGGUAGCAGUUUUUCAGGUAAGAGACAAAGGACAUUGACGUUCACAUUUUUGUCAACAGACAAGUUGGAAAAAAUAAUUGAAAAGUGUGUCAGGCUGUACGCAUGUUCCAGGCUCUCUUCAAUGUUACAGCAUGACCUGCGAAACCCACACGAUUGGAGCCAGAGAAUGCAUCAAGUGUGUGAGAGGUCUAGCUCAAAACGCGUGGGCUUCGCUGCUCACGUCGUAGUGCCAAUAAAGAGCCUGUUUAAAGGCUAUAAUUCAGGUCGCAGGCAGGUUCAUUAGGAGGUUUACGUUUAUGAAAAGCCAAAAAAUGUAAUCAAAUUAAAAAUGAAAUUUGGUUUUGGGUGUUUUACAUUUCGAAAGUGCUUAACCGAUUUAGAAAAUGGGCAAAUGCAAACUCUUUGUUGAAAAAUUCACUCUAAGUUGUACGCGUUUAAUAGACGCUUUCGCAGUAAUUCCUGUUCAUGAACUUGUUUACCAAGGUAAGUAAUUUCUGAGUGGCUAACUACUUCAAAGGGGUGUCGUAAGUUGGAACUACUUUCGAGAAUAUCUGUAGUUUUUCUCAAGUCUUCACGUAUGUAUCACUAUUUGUCGUUUUGUGAUACGUAAGAAUCCACGUCCAAUUUUCUUAGGGCUUAAAAUUCUUGCUAGACAAUCGUCUCAGUCACCCUCUAUUGAAGCCGUUGCUGAGCAAUUUGCAAGACCUGGUGCAUGAUCAGACGGAGAGAGUGCGGGUGGUUUUUCUUGAUGUUUUGCUGUUAGUCAAAGGCCUCAAGGCAAUAAAGGUUAGUUGAAGCAGUGUGUGAAUGUUGGCAGGUCUGCUUUUAAGCAAGCACAUACAUGUAAUCCUCUUUUAAAAUGCACGCAAACUGAGUCUGGUUGUGUAUUUUGGAGUCAGACCGCCUGUCAGAAGUUAGGUGGUGACGCCAAGACAGAAUUGAAACUCUGGAUGUAGCUUGGAAACAAAAAGUGUGUUUAGUUUAUAAAUGCAGCUAAGCUAACAAGCCUUCUUUCACUUCAAUUUUAUGGCUCAGGAAACCCAGCAUAAGCGUCACACGCGGAAGAAAUAAAUACAUGCAUUUAUCGUUACAUGAAGCAAUAUACUUGACGUUCUGGGAUCGCUAACAAAAACAUCACAUGCUGAAGAACACCAAGAGUAAACACAACAAACAUAGAUGAACACGUCUUCCCAUUCUGAAAGCGUAUUGUCUGAAGCGCAAGUCGUCGCCAUUCGAUGCGACAGGCACGAUCCGUCAUCGUGUGGCCACCUUCAUACUCGUUGAUUAAUUGCACCCUCCGGAUAAGAAAAAAUAUUUAUUUCCAUAGUGCAGAUGUUUAGGCUGCCAGAUCUGCUACGACUCUGUCGGACAAUGUAGCUACUAAGAGAUUCUUUCUUUUUGUUUCUUUUCAGUUCUGGAAUAUAGUGCCACUAGAACAGUUGCUCGCUCAGUUGGAGGUGGAACAGUCUGCGGCAGUGAUAAGGAGACUAGUCAAACUGCUUGUCAAUUCAUUUCAUCCUACUAACAAGAGUGUUGAUGUACAGGUGAGUUAAAUGAGGUACAGAGGGAAACUCUUGUUUUCUCUUGAGUAUACUUAUAAGCAAUAAACCACACUUCCUGUUGGUUUACCGGCGUAAUAAACCGCGCGGAUGUUGGGAGAACACGAGAAAGGUUUGAAAGCCACGAGCCGGAGACGAGUGAUUUAUAAACUUGUCUCGUAUUUCCCAAUAUCCCAAGUGGGUAAUUACACCGUUAAACUGAUAUUAAGUGCGAUCUGUCAAAUAAACGCUCAUUUUUGUUGCAUUGGGACAGCUAGGGUAAUUCUCUUGUAUUUUACCCGUUUGUUGUAAUAGAAGACGUGCAUAGCUAUGGCACGCCUUUUUUCAAGGGAAUCACCCUAACACCAAACCACAAUGCACAGCGGUAAGAGCUAUUCGCAAAGCACGAAAACUUUCUUUACACAAAAUUAACAAUCGUAACAAUCUUCCAAUCUGCAUUGUUCUACUGCUUCUGUAAUGGUUUGUUUAGCUUUGUGGGUGUUAUAUGCUAGCCCUAUGCUGUUUUAUUAAAUUUCUGGUGGUGGCACAAAUGAAUUCUGAAAGCAUGGUGUUGGGUGGCUAGAAAUUGUAUAUGCCUCCAAAUUAAUUAAAAUUCUAAACAUUGUAAUCCUUCUUUAAGCCAGUUACUUCAAACAAAAGCCUUAUUUCUGAAAGUCACUAAACAUGUUUUUCUGUGUCAUUUGCUUGUUUUCUCUCACUCUGCGAUCUUGUCUGUAGCCCCUCCCCCCGUCCCUCACCUCGCCUCACCCCACUCCCUUUACAAAUACGGCUAAAGCUCUAUGCAUUUAUUUGUAUCUUUACUUGUAGGCCACUCGGUGUUCAGCUUUGUGGCAAUCCAAUCCUCUUGCAACCAGGAAAUUUUAUCAAUAUGUUCACCUACACACAACCAUAUCGGCAACAGGUUAGUAUCUGCUAUGGUAUUUUAAGCCAAAGUUCUUUUGAAGACACCUUUGAAGCAGAUGUUCCGGUCCAAGGAAUUGACUAAAACUGGCAGUUUUAUUGUUAAGUGGACCAAGAGCAAAUAACUUGGGAAAAUUUUGAAAAUGAGAAACUCAAAACUCAUUGUAACAGCGGGUUAAAUGCUCUAACGAGGAUAUAUUCAUUAUGAUGUAAUAGUGUUUAAAGUUGAUUGUUUCAAUAAAGGUUGAAGCGGCCUUCUAAUUUAUAUAAACUUUUACAACAAGUAUUGGCGAAUGGAUAAAUUCUAUUUUCCUGUCAUCAGGCUGUCAGCAAUUUUAGGCUCUACCCUUGCCGUAAAUGUUAUGUCAAACGUCAAAUUCUCCACUACUAUUCAAUGAACAUAUAUUUGCUUGAUGGAAUUUCACAUUCAGUUUUCUCUUUUAGGCAAGUUCAUAGCAUUUCUGGGUAACUGCCUGGUGAAGUGUGCAAAAAAUGAACAUGAUGAAAGUCUGUCCUUGGAACCUGUUAGCCAAGGUAAGUGACGCAAAUCUGAAUCUGAAGAUAUUGUUGAGAGAAUAGAACCUUGGUCAUUUUAUUAAUUUUUUUCCCUUGUAAAUGUCAUUUCUGGUAAGCUGAGGACAAGGAGAAUUCUGAGUGCUUGGAGAAACUGGGGACAUAUGAUGUUAACACACUAGCGGGCCUGGCCGAGACAAUAGCCAUCUGUUGGGGAGGUAUCAAGGACAAAUUGGACAAGGUAUUCUUCAUUGAAACCUGAUUUUCACACAUUUAAUUUAGUUAAUUAAUCAAAUAAAAAGAGAAACUCGUUCGGGAGGGGGGGGGCAAAAAGGGAAACUCGUUCGGGUGGGUGUCAACAUUUCUGAGUGAUGAUACGUUAUUCAAAUUCCACUUUCUAGAGCGCCAACGACGCAACAAGGUCAAAGUUGGUUGAAAAGUUCACAAACGCUCUUCCCUUUCUGUUUGGAGUAUUUAAGGUAUGUAUUACUCACUCAUCACACGACAAAAUGACUCCACAAAUUUUUAUUUUCCCCUUCUGUUUAAAAAUGUAUACGUUUCCCUCUGAAUCUCGACCGGAAUUUGUAGUGAGCAAUAUAAAUAUUUAGUACCCACGACUUUGAAGUUUCUUUUGGUAUGAUAUCUCUAAAUAAACUCAUUUUGCCGGUAAAAACGUUGCCAAAGGUUUGACUUUGGUUUGAACUGUAAGCUGUCAGCCUACCAACGAAAAUUGAAAAAAAAAAUCCAAGUGCAAAGUGUAAUGUAACAAAAUGCAUGCUUUUCUUAACAGCAAACCCGCAUUCAGGCAGCUUGUUUAGUAAUUGCUGGAUUUCUUCCGUCCUCAUCACUGCCCGCCUUUAGGUAGGUACAUGUACGUUAGUCUUUCUACGGCUUUAACUCGCGUAGCAACCGGAGCUUUAUUCCGGCCGGUUUCUUUGGCUUGAAGCAACUGAAAUAUUACUCCUCUCUUGUGUGGAAUGUUAGUCCUUGUCAGGAAUCCCCCUGACCUCCACCUCAAACGCUUUCGUCUAUUGUCUCUGACAGAUAUUUACAAACAAAAAAAUGUACUCAAAGGUGGAAGAGUCAUUUGAAGGGGAAAGCGUCCUGCCCAAGAACACAACACACAGCUUUAUCCAGGGUUUGAACUCGGACGUUUCGAUUCGCAGUCCAGCGCACAUAAUGCUAGACCAUUAUAAAAAAAAAACAAAAACAAAAACAAAAAUUUAUGCAUGUCUUGAAAACCCCACCCAACCCCCCCAUAACUUCUCUGGUAGUCCAUCCCUUAGGCCAGCACGACCCGGCAUUUAGUUCCUAUUUAUCGUUAUUUCCCUCUUUUUUCCCAGCGCCAAGUGUCUUUCAUCUCUAUCCAGCUUGCCUGCCAGCUCACUCAGUUCAGAGUACGGUCCACUGUUGAACUGCCUUUGUGCCUGGGACAGAACCACUGAUGUACUGGAGCUUAUUAAUGACUUGAUAGCUUCUAGAAUGACUGGACAAAGAAGAGAUAUCAAAAUGGUAUUAAAUUGUGUCGUCAACUGCUUUUGUUUCCAAUUCGAAGUGGUUAGCAAAUUCAAUGAAAUCUGUACACGUAAACCCAAAAACAGUUUAUAUCAUAGAAAACAUUUCUUUUUUGAAUUGUUUACGCAAACGAUAAACUGACUUAACAAACAGAUUUAAAGCUUUGAAUCGUAAUGGUUCAACUCCAUAGGGCCGCUACAAAACCUGCGCCUUGGAUAACAGAAAAAAUUCACAUUUUGUCUUGUUAGGGAGAAAAGACACGACACAGAAAGAAAUCUGUUACCUUUCAGCUCCCUCCAGAGAACAAACACAUGUUGGCAUUGGAUUUUCUUUCUUGGAUGAUGGUAAACUAGUUGACAUCACGUUUUCUUAGUGCACGCACUGGCCGAUAAGCGCGGCUGAAUUUGUUUACUCCCGGGCGUGUACAAAGACAGACUGUUCGAACAAUGCCUUUUUCUAAUUUUGAACGUUAGAGCCGUUUUCAAUGGAGUGUUUUACGUUGCUUCUCUCUGUGAUUGGUCAACUCGCUCAACGAAUCAGGUGCAAAGCUAAAACAAAUCACAACAUGGUCACCCGCGUUUUCCCGCAAUUUAGGCAAUUUGGUUGAUUUUAGUUGAAGUUCUCAUUGGUUCCUAAGAGUAUUUUACUUUCCUCUGAUCAGCCGUUGUGAUAAGUUUGGUUUUGGUUUUAUGACACUCAAUCGAAAAGCGUUUUAUAAAUCGAAACUCAAUUCUCAAUCCAGCGAAGCUCUGUGUGAGUGUCCACUGGCCCAAAUGCAAUCCAUACUAAAAGUUAUUUCAAGCUCUCUGGUUUGAACAUUUUUUAAAGGGUCAGCGUUAAAUUUCUUUAUUUCGAUCGCGUUAUUUCGCAAUCAGAAUUAGGAGCUGAAGCUCUCUUUUGUGGAUACUGGUAGGGCUCUCUUUCCAAACCAGCCUUUUUUUCGGUAUUUGUACCCAGUCCUCUACCUGCUUACAACAAUUUGAGCCGUGCGCGGAAACACUGUCGUAUCUCACAAUUCCAUUUUUUGGACUGUCUUUCAGAUGUUCUUGAUCUUAACUUGCAGGACAUUUCGUCCGCCUGAUACUUCUUCAUCCUUUUUCAGGGUGAGCCCACGUGCCGCACAGCAGUGCAGGAGCACCAUGACAAAUUACGAAAGAUAGCUGAUAAUUUAAGGCUGAUAAUGGUAAAUGUGUGAUUGCUACCAUGAGCAAUGAAUUGCAACCUAACCCUUUUUUUCAGCAAGCCUCUUUUGGGUGUUUAUUGAUAGCGGGAUUGUAGCGAAGGGUGAGAAAAUAAGGGAGGUUUGGAGGACGGUACGACCCGACCCUAUCGUCCUUUUUCGCCCAGCACCACUAUCAUGCCCCGUUUGUUGAACGAUCGCCUUGCACAGACUUGUCUGAGUCCAAAGCGCGUGAAGGGUGAAGAAAGAUAAAGCAAUCGAACCGCAAGAAGUGUAGGGAAAUGUUAUAGAAGCGUAACUUAACCCUUUAAACCCUAAGAUUUGAUCGUUAAUUCUCUUCUUUGGCUGCUACACAUUUCCUAAUAAAUUAGUUACAAGAAUUUGGUGUUUUAUCAUGAAAACAACAUCUACUUGAUCAGCACGAGUAUUCUUAUUACUUGUUUGCUGGAUAAUGUACGGAUAUUAACAGGAGUAGUCAGAUUUCAAUUACUUCUGGGAGUUGAAGGGUUAAGGAAUACGUGAAGUAAAUCUCUCGUCAAUUUUCAUUUCCUUGGAUUGGUAAUUCUCUUCUCUAAAUGCUCUACAUUUCCUUUUAAACUUGCGAGAGAAUGUGAUGUAUUUGGACAACGCCCUUUAGUUUAGCGUGAUGUUUAUUACUCUACCCUAUUACUUCCGUAGGCGAUCAUUGAAUCUCAUCUUACAUCAACUGACUCAGUACCAGUCCCUUUGUCCGAAAGUGACGUAGAAUUCUUUCAGAAGGCUUUCCAGGCAUACUGUCUGUCAGAAAUCCACUUACACCACAUGGUAAAUACAAAAAUCAGUUCUCUGAAAAAGAGAAGAUUAUAGUAAUGGUUAUAGUAUUACUUAUAGAAACAGGGCCAAUAAUAAUAAUAACAACAGUAAUAAUAAUAAUGGUAAUAAUGAUGAUUAUAAUAAUAAUUUUAAUGAUAUUCCAAACAUAGUGAAUUGACCGUAGUAAUUUAAGGAGGCGUUCUUGAAAGACAAAGGAAAGUUUAAUUGACCAGUUCCCACUUCCCUGUUAUCGAUAUCGUGAUAUUUUAUGACAGGUGAUUGAAACUUCUUCGAGAACUAUUUGAAACAAACUCGCCCCACACGCGUUUUCUCCGUUCGUACAUUGGGCAAUAUUUACCUUCUUGCAUGCCAUCCGUGCAUUGAUGUGUUCCUUGCUUCUUUCUGAGUAUCAAGUUUGAAGAUUUACGAACUGCCUUCGUUGUGUUUGAAGGAAAGGAACGAUGAUCACGAAGGAGCUUUGACAGCCAUGGAAAACGUGCUUGUCUGGGGUGACAGAGUAUUACUGCCAAUAAUUAAUAAAGACAGGUCAGCGGUUUCCCCUGGAGUCUUUUUUUGUGUUAUCCUACUUGAUGUAGAUACGUGAACGCUGCAACAACGAACGUGCAUAGUGUAUAUGUUUUUACAAAAACUGUAGAAAUUCUCGUACGCUCAUUGGUCGAGGGCCAUCGUCAAUAAAGUUUUAGAGGAUAGAAAUAACAUCAUGUAACACAGCGCUCAGCAAUCAGGAAAAAUUGAAGUUCCUCGUGGUUUAACUCUAGUUUUUAACAUUGUCAACGUCAUUUCUAUGAUCAAUAAGGUUAAAGGCAAUGGAAAAGUGUGGUUGCUUUAUUUAAUAGAUUUUAACAGAAAUAUUUUUUUUGCAUACGCCCUUAAGUCUUUAGGUUACAAGGAAAGCGUUUGCUUUCCUUAUUUUGUUUUACAACGGGUUCUCACUUUGCAAUGACUUGAGAGGACCUUUUUUUUCCGUGUAAGGGGAGAAGUCUGUAGUUUUAUUUUCAGUUAGUUGGAAAAUUAUGAGUCUCAUGAACAAAAUGGAAAUGCAUAUAACAGUGUGAAUUAACUUUUAGGAAAGUUUCUGAUGAAUCGAUGAAAGUAGCUACUGGUGCCAAACGUGUUCGCGAGGAGGAAACAUUUUGUUGUUUGGUAAUUCACUUAGUAGAGGUAUGUAAUGGACUAGCGCUAGACAGGAAACUUCACCACCUGACGAUGUCUCACGCGAUAUACCGAUUUAUCUUGUGAUUCGUACGGCCCCGUGUGCGCGCUUUCGGUAAAAAAAAAUUUUCGAAAAUAAAAUUCUCGAAUGGGGGCCGCACGCGAUGGUGUGAGCAGGGCCAUACAAAGCCGUGCGGCCCACGAUAUGUGAGCGACGUUCAAGCAAUUAUUGACUGAUUUAGUUUUUUUCUGUUUUCUUGAAUAGCCAAUCCCAUUGCGAGAAUUCGCUUACCUAUGAGUGUGACAAGUCUGUUUCGAAGCUGAAGUUCUUGUGAUGUAGUAUUAAGGAUAUGCUGUUUGUUUUUCCUUAGACCAUUUUGAUGUGCCUGAGCGAGAUAGUCAUGCUUCGAAUGGCCGAGGAAAAAUUCUACAACCAGGCGGCAGUUUUUACAACAUCGCUAGCAAAAAUUGGUGGGUGGAUUUGUUAGUUCCACUAAAUUUGUAGCGCAAUUAAGAAUGUAAAUGGAAUACCAGGACAUUCGCCUCCUUGUGUUGACUCUUUGUGCACGAUCUCCUGCGAUAAUCGAAAUGAACAGUCCCUGAAUUUUGUUGAUAAAACACUUGGUAAUAACUGAACUGUUUUUGGAUGAAGUUCAAAAAUAGGUAAUAAUUUAUUAUCACGAACAUCAUAAAACCAGGUUCCGUCCCAACUUUUCCUUCUCUUCUCUUUUGGAAUGCAUUUUAACGACAAGGUGUUUGAAAUGUUUUUAUUAAAACCCUAACACCAAAGUGGGUACCGGAGGAGAACUGCGUGCUUGUGCAAGUAUUGAAUCCCCUUUUUAUCGGUAGUGAAAGGAUAAAAGAACAACACCUUAUUAUGUAUGUGAUUUUGUGGGCAUUUUUUUCCUCAGGUUGUAAAGCAGUGGAGUUUUUACCGCAUCUUUCCAAACUGCUUUAUCAACUUGCUCAGAGCGUGCUUUUGACUGAUGGUAAGUAUCUCCAAGUAAUUAUCUUCUUAAGUACCUUAAGCCAGGAAGAUUUAUAAAUUUCGUCUCACCAAAAUAGUACAGAACUUACCAUGAUAGUGUAUUAUUUAGGUAAAGAGGAUAUUGACAACUCUUCCUGACUUUAUUAUAUAAAAGUACACCCUGAACAGACAAAUUUCUUUAACUUGUGGUUUAGCCUAGUCCACUUUUACGCUGGUGGGACAUUGUAGCACAGGACAAAAAUACGAAGGGAAAGUGGAGCAAAUACAUUCUCGGUUUAAUUCUAAGUGAUGAACCUUUGAGGGAAACAGAUUUUUUGUGCGGGUGGUCACUUUCGCGCGCUCCUCAUGCAAUCGAUACGAGUCUUAUAUAACGCCAGAUUUGUUUUAAACCUCAAGGCCAUGAUACUAGAGAAACGAAAAAGUAAAACCUCAAGCCAAUAAAAAUGAUUAUGGUUAACUGAUAAAUAAAUGGAAUUAAAUAUAACUCCCUUAUUCGGAGAACGAUAUGAUUGGCGCGGACAUUUAAACCAGCGGAUAAGGUGUAUUUAUUUGUUGCUCCUCGCAGUGUAUGGAAUAAAAACUACGUUUGUGUUAUCUUUGUCUAUUUGCAGAAACAGGAAGUGUCACUGUUCAAAGUGGGCCGGUGUCGAUUGUCUUGACAAACAUACUUCAAAUACUGACUGCUUGUGACAGUACAGAAGUGGAUGUUCUACCACAGGUUAGGAAUAACGGUUUUCUUUAUGGUGUUUCAUCCGUGCCAUACGUUUUCUAACUGGUUCAAUGUUGUUCCUUGUUCCGUUCGCUUGCAGUUUUCCCUGUUUCUUAGUCCCUUUCACCUGCUUGUGCUCUUUUUUUGUUUAUUUCGAUCGUGUGUUAUCCUAUAUUUUAUUUUCUUAUUCAUUCAUUCAUUCGUUCAUUCAUUUAUUUACUUUUCAGGCACUUCUUACUUUUCGUCCCGCCUUGGCUGAAGUUCUCCAGCUUACUGAGCUUGGUCGGAAACGCAGCAGCGGAUUUAAUGCGUGUUUCUUCAAACCACUGUUGUCUGCUUUAUUGGCAAACAUCACGCAACAGGUAUGAUAGAACUGCUGUGGCGAACAAGUCGUGAUUGGUUUUUAGCUUUGCAUUUGAUUGGUUUAGAGAGUGGCGCAAGGUUUCUGGACCAAUCACAUAGCGAAGUAAAGCAGUCUUGGAUUACUUUCGGCUCUCGAUUGAAAAUUACGCUAAUGUGAAAGCUCUUUUCCUUUGUUUUUCGGUUUUCUUUUACCCUUGGCACUUUCAGUGAAUGAUGAUUUUUUUUCUUCUUUCUUUCUUAUUUAAGACGCACGUUAUGGAAGAUGUCACCGAUGCUGAGCCUGAGUUACCCGCAUUUGCAAGUUUUAUUGUGAAAAUAAUAACAAGCGCUCAUGCCUUGUUGAGGUAAUGAUGUAGUUCAAAUUGUUAUGUGUCCUUGCGGUGAAAAUUGAGUUCUCUCGUCUGAUUCGUGAUUUCGCUUUACGGUCUUUAGCGGGCACCGCUGCUCAUUACAUAAUUGGCAGCCGCUAAUGGUAAAAGUUAUUAAAACCUCUGUUACUACGUUAGGGAUAAUACUUACAUUGGAUACUCAGCAUCGGGUUAUAAGAUUCUUUACAACGGUUUCAACACUCGUAGCACAAAUGACACUAACAUUACUUAUUUUUUUUGCCUUUUUAGAUCCUUCUUGUUGGAAUUGAAAGAGCGGGUGUUGUCCGGAGCAAUCGAUGAAAACAUUGAUCAACAGGAAGCUGUUAUUUCACUUCUGGGAGCCCUUGGAGGUUUGAGAUCACUCAUGUCCUGUUUAGAUUAUUUUGCGAGGGGGUUGAACAUUUAAUGCAACAGCAAGUUUAUGAAUGUUUAUCAAUUUUUUUCUAUUUGAUCUAAUUUAAGGCGAUCAUUGGAAACGAUUAAUCGUUUUAAUAAUAUUCAUGGUUUCCUUUCGGAACUUUGGAGCACUUUCUCUAAUUCCCCUUCCGUUGCUCUCAUAUUUUCCUCCUAACAGAUACGGUAAAAAAUUGUCCAGGGCUCAGUUGUAUAAAGGGCGAUUAACGCUAUCCAACGGUUAAAUACUUAUCUGGCGGAUAAGUGAUAGCAAAUCAUACAGCGUUAUCCACCGGAUAGAGUUUUAUUCAGUGGAUAGCGAUGUCCAACCUUCGAACAACCAGGGCCAGAAUUUAUGAGAGUAAAAACCAGAGAGCCCAACAAUAAAAUUUGUCAUCAACUGAGCCUAAAGCUAUCUACGGGACUCAGCCUAGUGAUCCAAUGUAUGAGUCAGAAAACUAUCUUUCUGAAGUUCGUUAUAUCCUUUAUCACCUUCAAAUUUGUCCAGAUUGUCUUAGAGACCAACUACUAGGAAAGUGUUCGAUGUUGAGGGGGGAAUGGGGAGAGAAAUUUUUUGUGAGACAGUUCUCUUUUCCUCCUUCCUUCUUCAAACUUAUGUAACAAACGAAAUUGUUUUAUUUCUUAAUAUUUUUUUUUCAGGAAAGGCUGAUACAAAUGCCAUUAAGACUUGCGCUCUUCACAUUAGCGAACAGUUAAAGACUUGUGACCUAGGCGGUGUUGGGAAACAAAGGUAUGUUGUGGUUGUCGUUUUCUUUGUUGUUCUUUUGGUUGUUACUUUACCCUACCUCGUCCAUGUUAGGACUAGAGGAAGAACAACGCCUGAAAUGGUUAGCUGCAGUGUUUUGUUUAGAAAGGUUUUUUCCUUAUUUCUUCGUUGAACAUAAAUGUUUGGGAGAUGGAAGUUAAAACUCGUUCGGAGCGUUCCAACGGAUAUGAGUCUCAACCAACACAUUGAUUUACAACACCAUUUGAUUUGGACUUUGCAAAAUGUAGCCGAGGAUUUUUUAGAUAACACUUUUUGGAAAACACUUCAACUUUACUGGUGAAUUUGACAAAUUAUCUUUCAAGAAAAAAAUAAGUGGCAGUUGACUGAUAAUAAAGCAAGG